Marmota monax (woodchuck) is the source of this 2337-nucleotide messenger RNA. RefSeq names its product regulator of calcineurin 1 (gene Rcan1). The transcript is spliced from 4 exons. NCBI's taxonomy places the organism in Eukaryota, Metazoa, Chordata, Mammalia, Rodentia, Sciuridae. Gene Ontology annotation, molecular function: calcium-dependent protein serine/threonine phosphatase regulator activity; nucleic acid binding. Gene Ontology annotation, cellular component: nucleus; cytoplasm. Gene Ontology annotation, biological process: calcium-mediated signaling. The record is from RefSeq and is a predicted model, not a curated record. The coding region runs from base 16 to 765 and encodes 249 amino acids.
GGCGCGAGCGCGGGGAUGGAGGACGGCGUGGCCGGGCCCCGGCUUGGGGCGGCAGCGGAGGCGGCCGAGGCGCGGGCGCGGCCCGGGGUGACGCUGCGGCCCUUCGCGCCCUUCUCCGGGGCGGCCGAGGCCGACGAGGGCGGCGGCGACUGGAGCUUCAUCGACUGCGAGAUGGAGGAGGUGGACCUGCAGGACCUGCCCAGCGCCACUAUCGCCUGCCACCUAGACCCGCGCGUGUUCGUGGACGGCCUGUGCCGGGCCAAAUUUGAAUCCCUCUUUAGGACAUAUGACAAGGACAUCACCUUUCAGUAUUUUAAGAGCUUCAAACGUGUCCGAAUAAACUUCAGCAACCCUUUGUCUGCAGCUGAUGCCAGACUGCAGCUGCAUAAGACUGAGUUCCUUGGGAAGGAAAUGAAGUUGUAUUUUGCUCAGACUUUACACAUAGGAAGCUCACACCUGGCUCCGCCCAAUCCAGACAAGCAGUUCCUGAUCUCGCCUCCUGCCUCUCCGCCGGUUGGUUGGAAACAAGUGGAAGAUGCUACUCCAGUCAUAAAUUAUGAUCUUUUAUAUGCUAUCUCCAAGCUUGGGCCAGGAGAGAAGUACGAGCUGCACGCAGCGACCGACACCACCCCCAGUGUGGUGGUCCACGUCUGUGAGAGCGAUCAAGAGAACGAGGAAGAGGAGGAGAUGGAGAGGAUGAAGAGACCCAAACCAAAAAUCAUCCAGACAAGAAGGCCAGAGUACACACCUAUCCACCUGAGCUGAACUGGCGCCGGGCGAAGAAGCAUUCUCAGUCAUACUCACGGGAGGAAUCUUUUACUGUGGAAGUGGCCGGUCACAACUUGGGAGGUGGCAGCCGUGACCGCUAUGGCAGAAAUCCAGUUCAUGUUGCUCAGAAGAGAAUCAAGGCUUCGUCUCCUUGUUCUGAUGCUGCACCUCAGUCCACGUCCAUGGCACCCAGGAAUGUCUUGGGCCAAUCACUGAGUUUGUUGUGAUCGCACAAGGACAUUUGGGGACAUCUUGAGAAAACCAAUAAUGAUAGUGUCUUGUACUUGUUCUUUUCUGGUAGGUUCUGUUUUCGCCUAGGGCAGGUUGAUCAGUGGGUCCAGGGAGCGCUUUCCGCUUCUAGCCAGUGUACAGGGUACAAUCCCAACUGGUAGGAGGAGGCCUCACGCAAAGCCACCAAGCGUCUAGUGCAGAAAGGUUGUGAAAACAACCGCAACGCCAUGUGGAAUUGUAGCGUCUCAUUUCUUCCCUCAUGUUCGAAUGUCUGUGCAUGUUUAUUACUGAUUUUCAAGACUAACCUUUGUUUGUGUAUGAAGUUACGCAUUGUUGUUUCACAUCCUUUGGGAAGUAGGAAAGCAUUGGGAAACUGUCACCUUCCAGAUCUUCAGCUCUUUGCAUCCACAUGUGGAAGUGCACCUGGAAGACCGUCUCUCGGCAUCCUGUCCAGUGUAGCACGUGACUUGUGCUCCUGCAAAAGACGCUGAUCUGAAUUCCUACGUAGAGUAGCUUAUACAAUUCAGAGAAUAGCAGUUUCACUGCCAAUUUUUAGCAGGUGAGAAAUUUUAGUUUAGGUGUUUGGGUUGGAUAUCAGUCUCCAUUGUUUCUUUAUGUAAUGGUUUCUAGACAAGAAUCAUAACCAAAGGUCGCUUUGGGAACUAUUGGUUGAGAUAGUUGGUUUUUCACCCCACUGAAACAUCCAGAUAAACGUGUAAAUAGAGCUGACAGCAUAUAUCCAUACCUGUUGUACUCUUGGGUGAAGAAACGUGACAGUGGAAGGAUAGUGUAAGCUGUAUUAACCUACCUGUGAAUCGUAUGUUGUAGAAAAGCCGUCCACGUGUUUAAUGGGAUGAACUCAAAGCAUGUAAAGUGAGUAGUAGAUGUGUGUUGAUAUGAGAGGGAUGCAGUGCCUUUCCCCAUAAUUCCUGAUGGAAUUGUUACACUAGGUGAACAUUUGUAAUUUUUUUCUAGUUGUAAUGUGUAUGUCUGGUAAAUAGGUAUUAUAUUUUGGCCUUACAAUACCAUAACAGUCUGUCAUUCUGAAAUACCUAAUGCCAAGUAACAGUGCAUGCUUUGGAAAUUUGGAAGAUGGUUUUCUUUGGGAAGCAAAUAGGUUUGCAUUAACUUCUUGGAUUGUUCAUAACAAGAAAUCGAUUGAAUGUUCUCAAAACCCUGUUUACAGUGCUUGGUAGGAGGGCACCGGUUAGGGAGAGACCAUUGCAUAGCUGUUCAAGUGUUUCUAGUUAAGUGCUUUUAAACUGGAGAGGCUAACCUCAAAAUAUUUUUUUUAACUGCAUUCUAUAAUAAAUCGGCACAAUAUGCUCUUUCCGGAAA